Daucus carota subsp. sativus is the source of this 2309-nucleotide messenger RNA. Its product is annotated as chaperonin 60 subunit alpha 2, chloroplastic. Gene Ontology annotation, biological process: protein refolding. The record is from RefSeq and is a predicted model, not a curated record. Gene Ontology annotation, molecular function: ATP-dependent protein folding chaperone; ATP binding. The transcript is spliced from 9 exons. Bases 134 to 1879 code for a protein of 581 amino acids. Lineage: Eukaryota; Viridiplantae; Streptophyta; Magnoliopsida; Apiales; Apiaceae.
AGAAUAUAAACAUUGCUACAUUGAGCAAUUGCGCAGCUGAGCCGACUCGGAAACUCGGGUGCCCAGCUCGGUCAAUCUGCAAGUAAAACCCCCUAAAAACCUCCGGAGAAAUAGCACUUCAAACAGUGUAAAAAUGUCCAUUUCCUACUCUUCCUCACUCUUCUUCCCUCCUAAAGUUGCAAGCUUUAAUUUGAGUGAAAGAAGAAGUGGGCUAUGGAGAAGCAAAGAGAAGAUGAAGAGAUGUGUAAUAAGAGCAGGAGCCAAAAGGGUUUCAUUUGAUAAAGAAUGCAGAAAUGGGUUAUUAGCUGGAAUCAACAAACUUGCUGAUGCUGUUUCUGUCACUAUUGGCCCUAAAGGACGUAAUGUUGUACUUUCAGAGUCAGGAAAUCUUAAAGUUAUUAACGAUGGUGUUACAAUAGCAAAAGCCAUUGAGCUUCCGGAUGCAAUUGAGAAUGCUGGUGUUUCGCUAAUCCAAGAGGUCGCAACCAAGACAAAUGAUUCAGCUGGAGAUGGAACUACAACUGCAAUCAUAUUGGCUCGAGAAAUAAUUAAAUCUGGGUUAGUUGCUGUUGCUUUUGGGGCAAAUCCUGUUUCAUUAAAAAAUGGAAUGGAGAAGACUGUAAAAGAACUGGUCAAAAUUUUAAAAGAGAAAAGUUUACCAGUAACAGGAUCGGAUGACAUAAAAGCGAUAGCUUCAAUUUCAGCUGGCAAUGAUGAGUUUAUUGGAAACCUGAUCGCUGAAACAAUUAACAAGAUUGGCCCUGAUGGAAUCAUCUCCAUUGAAUCUUCAUCAUCGUCUGAAACUUCUGUAGUAGUAGAAGAAGGAAUGAAGAUUGACAAAGGUUAUAUGUCACAUCAGUUUAUCACAAAUCAUGACAAGGCUAUUGUCGAAUUCGAAAAUGCUAGAGUGCUGGUAACCGAUCAAAAGAUAUCAACUGUCAAAUCUAUUGUUCCUCUGCUAGAAAAGACAACCCAACUGAGCGUUCCUCUGCUUAUUAUAGCUGAGGAUAUUUCAACACAAGUGCUGGAAACACUAGUCAUGAAUAAAGUGCGAGGUUUACUUAAUGUUGCUGUUGUUAAAUGUCCAGGAAUGGGAGAAGGAAAGAAAGCAUUAUUGCAAGAUAUAGCUCUUAUGACAGGAGCUGAUUAUCUUGCCGGGGAUCUGGGCCUGAGUCUUGAGGGUGCAACCUCUGAUCAGCUUGGUAUUGCAAGGAAAAUAACCAUAACUAGUGAUUUUACAACCAUUGUUGCUGAUCCUUCAACCAAAGCUGAGCUUCAUGCUAGAAUUUCCCAGAUAAAGAAGGAUCUUGCUGAAUCAGAUUCUAGUUAUAUGUCACGCAAGCUAUCUGAAAGAAUCGCAAAACUUUCUGGUGGUGUAGCUAUUAUUAAGGUAGGAGCACAUACUGAGAUGGAGCUGGAAGACCGAAAGCUUAGAAUUGAGGAUGCAAAAAGUGCAACUUUUGCUGCCAUGGAUGAAGGUAUUGUACCUGGAGGUGGAGCUACAUAUGUCCAUAUUUCGGAACAUAUUCCCAAUAUAAAAACCUUUUUGAUGGACCCAGAUGAGAAAAUUGGCGCUGACAUUGUUGGGAUGGCACUUCUUGCACCUUCGAAAUUGAUAGCAGCUAAUGCAGGAGUUGAUGGAGAUAUAGUUGUGGACAAUAUACGGGCGUCUGAGUGGCAAAUAGGUUACAAUGCAAUGAACAACAGAUAUGAAGACCUACUUGCUGUUGGAGUAGUUGAUCCAUGUCGGGUUUCAAGGUGUGCACUUCAGAAUGCUGUCUCCGUUGCUGGUAUAAUUUUGACCACUCAAGCUGUACUGGUGGAGAAGAUAAAGACUCCAAAACCACCCAUUCCUCUUGUUCCCGGAAUAACUCCUUAGGAAAAUUCGUCAGAGAAUCAGAAAAGUAGAAACUAUAGGGGUAAUAUGUACAGUAGAGAUACAUAUGAGUAUACUCCACUUUGCUGCUUGGCGGACGCUUAAAACUAGCACAGUAUAACAUAGACGAAGCAGUCAUAUCCUUCUCUAGAUGGAUGAUGGAUGAAAAGGUACCAACUUUGUUAUUUAUUGGCAGUCAGAGAGCAAAGUGCUUUGGAAUCCCAAGCACUAGUGGGAGUCGGUUUUUGUAUGUUUCAUACUUGGGAAGUUUUUACGUCCUCUACGUUAAUUAGGUAUAGAAAGAAAUUUUACCUGUAAUAUUGAAAAUGCUGUGAACAUAUUAACACCCGACCCUUGGGCCCGAAUACACCAAGCAUUAACAGUAAUCAUUAUUGCUGGUUUCUUCUGUUUUUCGCAAAUUAUAUUUAUCUAA